Molecule: messenger RNA, 1887 nt
Organism: Vigna unguiculata (cowpea)
Lineage: Eukaryota; Viridiplantae; Streptophyta; Magnoliopsida; Fabales; Fabaceae
Product: ASI1-immunoprecipitated protein 3-like
Biological process (GO): DNA-templated transcription
Molecular function (GO): chromatin binding
Source: RefSeq, a predicted model, not a curated record
GGAGUAUUAUGUGUUGUUGUUGACUCACCUUGAGCAGAAUAUUCAUUUUUCGUAGGGGGGUUUUGAAUUGGCAUUGAAAAGGUGAAACGGUGAUCGUAGUUGAAAAUUGGAAGAUGGUGAAUCGUCGACGCCUGACUCGGGUGGCGACGAGCGAUGACGAAGACGAAGCACCACGACCACAACCCACGCGCAAGAGGAUGAGGCUUCUUGAGGAAGAUAACGAUGACGACGAGAAUGAAGAGGAAGAAAAAGAUGAGGUACCGGAACCGCCUCCACCCUUGGAGGACGCUAAGCCUAUUGGCGAGCCUGUUAGGGUUUCGGGAAAAGGAAGGGGCAGGAAAAGGCACUAUGAUUCCUUCGAGUUCGAUGGCAUCCAAUAUACUCUCGAGGAUCCUGUUCUUCUUGUACCGGAGGACAAAGGCCAAAAGCCAUAUGUUGCAAUUAUUAAGGACAUUACACAGUCUAUCAGUGGCAACGUGAAAGUAACGGGACAAUGGUUUUAUCGCCCAGAAGAAGCUGAGAAAAAAGGUGGUGGAAACUGGCAAUCGUGUGAUACGAGGGAGCUAUUUUAUAGUUUUCAUCGUGAUGAUGUUCCUGCGGAGUCUGUUAUGCAUAAGUGUGUUGUGCAUUUUGUUCCCAGACACAAACAGCUUCCAAAACGUAAGGAUCACCCUGGUUUUAUUGUACAGAAGGUGUAUGACACUGUGGAAAGAAAGCUCUGGAGGCUGAGUGAUAAGGACUAUGAGGAUAUUAAGCAGCAAGAAAUUGAUGUGCUUGUUCAAAAGACUCUGGAACGUAUCGGUGAACUUCUUGACAUUGAGCCUAAGGAGGAAGCCCCUGAUUAUGACGAGGACCAGAUAAAGCAUAGAAGAAGCUUGAACAGAAAAAGUCUUUCACCUCCCAAUGCUUCAAAGGAAGAGGAGGAAACACCCAGGAGUGAACAGCAUCCAAAAUCAGAAACACCCAGGAGUGAACAGCAUCCAAAAUCAGAAACACCAGUGAGUUGUGUAACUAAUAAUGCCUCAGAGUAUUAUGGCAUAUUGGUAGAAUUCAACGCGCUAACUGGAGAUAGCCAUCGAGACAAAUGGUUGGAGAGGUUGCUUCAACGCAUUCAGUACGUGUGUGAUUGUAAUGCUAGCAAAGAAAGGGACAAAAGAUUGGGAAAUGGCAAUUCUGAUGAAAUCAACGGUGGAAGCAAGCAUAUAAGUUCAGAGUCACUAAACGACUGUCAAGAUAAGUUUCAGAAGAAUUCCAAGUCUUUUAUCUGGCCAGAUGCUGCUGUUUCAGCCAUAGUUUCUCUCGAAAAGGCUUCACAUGACGCUCUCUCAUCAGAUUUUAUGAAAUACAACCAAAAGUUGAGGCAAUUAGCUUUUAAUCUGCAGAAAAAUGCAGUGUUAGCAUGCCGUUUAUUAAGCGGAGAGUUGGAACCUUCAAAAAUAUUAAACAUGACACCCAAUGAAUUAAAGGAGGGUUUGGUUGCUGACAAAAGAACCAAGGAGAAAUCUGACGAGACCCAACACUUGCAAAUGACAGAUGGCCGCUGCCCAAAAUGCAUGGAAUGUAAGGUGGGGUUGAGAGAGAUUAUCCAUGCUGGAAAUAAUGAACGAUAUCAGUUGGAAUGCGUUUCAUGCGGUCAUUCCUGGUAUGCCUCUAGAGAUGAGGUGUCUAUGCCUAUCGUAGAUUCAUCUGAUUCAAAAAGAAACACAGGCACAGCGCCGUAGUCUGUUGCAGCCAAUGAAAUCUCUUACAAAACAAGUUAAUCGUAUAUCUCCAGAAAUUAUUUGGCAAGUUAGUCGUAUAAAGAUGACUGUAAACAUGUAUGUAUCUUGUACAGUGUUUAGUCACAUCAUAGCAAAAGAUUUUUUAUAAAUAGAUUUAGUUCUCCUA